Molecule: messenger RNA, 2895 nt
Organism: Chelonia mydas (Green sea turtle)
Lineage: Eukaryota; Metazoa; Chordata; Testudines; Cheloniidae
Product: fish-egg lectin
Exons: 4
Coding region: 246-1013 (255 amino acids)
Source: RefSeq, a predicted model, not a curated record
CUGGCAUGCAAGGGAUCAAGUGUCAGAGCUGCUAUGAGGAAACCCAUAAAGUUGAUCAACAGCUUUUGCUCCAGGAUGUGGUAUUGCCAAGUAAAAAUUUCCCUAUUUCCUUAUUGAGGAUGUCGGGGAGAACCCCAAGGAGGGAAGGUUGCUCAGUCUGCAGCUACGCUUGAGCUAUAAAAGCCCCUGGACUGCCCCACCGCAGCCACUGGGAGAGCUCGCAUUGUCGAAGGUGUGCCGAGAACAUGAUGCUCUGGGAGUUCCUGCUGCUGCUGCCGCCCCUGCUUGCAGGGAGCUCAGCUCUGGACUGCAUGGAGAUGCCGGGGUCAUUAAAGCAGAUUGAUGCCAGUAAUGGGCAGGUGUUUGGAGUGAACACCGCAGGCAAUGUUUACACUCUGUAUGGAGACAGCUGGGUCCAGCUGCCGGGCUCCUUGAAACACGUCUCGGUUGGUCCGGCUGGAGUCUGGGGUGUGAACAAGAACAACAACAUCUACAAGCUGGUGGGAGGAAGCUGGCAACAGGUCACAGGGCUGCUCAAGCAAAUUGACGCGGGUGGAGACGUGUUCGUCGCUGGUGUCAGCAUGAACGGUGGCAUCUACUGUCUGUCUCGUCCGGCAGCGGUCUCUGUCAACAAUGCCUCCACCUUGCCCUGGGUCAAUAUUGCAGGAAGUCUGAAGUACUACAGCUGUGGCUUGUGGGGCUGCUGGGGCGUUAACUCAGCCGAUGAUAUCUACUUCCGGUUUGCUGUCACCCCGGACUCUUGUGCCGGAUCCACGUGGCAGAACAUUCCCGGCAAGCUGUCCAUGAUUGAGGUCGGGACCGAAGGCUCUGUCUACGGCGUGAACAGUGCAGGACAAAUAUAUCGCAGGGAUGGAAUCACUAAAAGCAACCCCAUCGGCACCACCUGGACCCAGGUGGCCAGUUUCCUCUGCAAAUGCAAACAUGUGUCCUAUGACCUGGGCCUGCUGUGGCUUAUCAAUGACCAGGAGAAGAUUAUGAAAUGCCGGAUCUAAAUGAAACUCCCUCCAUCUCAGCCUCACAGUGAUUAACAGUGUCCAUUUAAACUUUCUCUCUCCCCCACAGUGCUUAAUUUGUACCAGCCUGGGCUGAGCCCCAGCACCUCUGGGUUUGCCGUGUCAGUGAUGAAAAUAACAAAUUGCUUCAGCCCCAGCACCUCUUUCAUUACAAACUAAGCACUGCUCCACUACCUUGUCCAUGUUUUCUGCAAACCAUCUCCAUCCAGUGGUAUGAAGCUUUUGUUCGAAGGAUAAAAUCGAGUCCCACAAAAUAGAGCCAAGAAGAUUCAUCAUUACCUGCUCCUUCUCUGCCUCUGCUGCCCCUGCCCCCAGACGCACAUACUUCUACUCCGAUAAAAUUCACUGGCUGAAAGCUGAACACAAGCAAGGUCCAACUGAAAACCAAGGGCAGUGUUUUUAGCUAUGAGGGAAGUAAACCAUACGAACAGAUCCACAAAUGAUGUGGUAAAUUCUCCAUCGCUUGGAGUCUUUCAAUCAAGACUGGAUGUCUUUGUAAAUGCUCUGAUAUACUUUGUAUCAACUGCAUGCUAUUAGGUGCAAUUCAAAAGUCACUGCGUGACAUCUGUGGCCUGUGUUAUGUAGGAAAUCAGACUAGAUGGUCAUAAUUGUCCCCUUCUGGACUUUAUAUUUAUGACUCUAAUGGAGCCCAUUGUAUUAGCAACACACAAAACUGAGCUGGGCUUAGGAAGAACUUCCAAGAGAACCAGAAAGAAAAACAAAAUUUAAGUAACCCCAACUAGGUAAUUUUUCUCUGCCUUUCUGCAAAAUUCACCAUCACCAACUACCUGUGUUACACGGUUCUCCUUCAGUUAGCCUGAUUUCAGCCUCUCCACUUCAGAAGGUCCUGGCAUGAUCAGUUCAUAAUAAGGAACAAGGGCCAAGUUAUUACACACACGCUGUCCUGAUUUCUAUGCCAGAAGCUCUGCAUAUCCACCCCUCUUGCCCUGCAUUUCCAUUAUGAUAAAUCCCAAAUAUCUGCAUCACCAGAUUAAGAAAGAAUAGAGGCCACAUGUAUCCAACAGGAUGGCUGCGGAGCCAGAGCUGCUCUCUCUAGGCUGAGCAGGAAAGGGCUGGUAAAGGUUUGAAGUUUCCGUCUUGCUCACUCUUGUGCCAAUAAAGUCUUGCAGCAUCUCGGGCGCUCUCCUUGUCAUUUUGUGCUCACUGGACUCGACACAACUGAAGUUUGGGGGAGUGCUGUGGUGCUAGGGAUUCAGCAGCCCAGAAACCACGUGUGUUUUGUGGAAAGAGAAACGGUCUGAGCUCUACAACAAACUAGUCCUGGCGUGUGCGACAUCAUUAUCUCCACUGGGCUGCCGACCCUCCCACUCAGCUAGUCUUCCCCCUGCCCCCCACAAUGCUCACUCGAGCAGUCUAGGUUGCCCUGCUAAUCUGUUCCUCUCCCUUCCCUCACCUCUGAAACACGCUGCCAGGGAGAAGAGACAGGGGUGAUCAAGGGUGAGCUAGUCAUUCUGCCUCACACUGGUCCCCCUCUCCCUUGCCAUGUGUCCUAUGUGCAGUCAGGAAUCCUGAUGAGUGGCCUGACUGAGCAGGUGGGCGUUCUGCAGGUGGGCAGAGCUCCCACCUUGCCAUCACAAUCAGAGAGAGACGGGCGGGUGAGAAACAAAAUCCACCUCUCUACAGUCUGUGCGGUCCGACCCCAACACUGAGAACACAGCCUCUGCCUGGGCUUUGUAGCCAAACCUCGCCCCUUUAGCCUGAAUCAGAACAAUGAACCAUGGCGAACUGAUAGGUCUCAAUAAGGAGUUGGUCCAAUAAAAGGUAUUACCUCCCCCACCGUGUCUCCGAUAUCCUGGGACCGAUCCAGCUACAGCAACACUGCGUGCUCUCAAAUGUAAUU